AUGGUCCACCCUGCUAUGACCUGCUGCAAGACCGCCAAUGACGGCUCCUGCGUCUGUGCCGCUCAGGCCAAGUGCUCCUGCGGCGAGCAGAGCGCCCUCCACUGCAGCUGCAACAAAGCUUCCUCUGAGAACACCGUGUCUGGUCCCCGCUGCUCAUGCCGCUCUCGCCCAGCUGGCCAGUGCACCUGUGAGCGCGCAGUGACCGAGAACCAGCCUGUCGCUGGUGAGACCUGUGCCUGUGGCAGCCGUCCCCAAGCUUCUUGCACCUGUGAGAAGGAGGCUGCUAUUGAGUCCGCCCUUGAGGUUGACUUCACUACCAGUGCUUAA
This is a messenger RNA of Penicillium robsamsonii, 327 nucleotides long. Its product is annotated as putative copper resistance protein Crd2. The transcript is spliced from 3 exons. The coding region runs from base 1 to 327 and encodes 108 amino acids. The record is from RefSeq and is a predicted model, not a curated record. Lineage: Eukaryota; Fungi; Ascomycota; Eurotiomycetes; Eurotiales; Aspergillaceae.